Messenger RNA from Ictalurus furcatus (blue catfish), 4369 nucleotides. RefSeq names its product patatin-like phospholipase domain-containing protein 2. Gene Ontology annotation, cellular component: membrane; lipid droplet; cytoplasm. The record is from RefSeq and is a predicted model, not a curated record. Lineage: Eukaryota; Metazoa; Chordata; Actinopteri; Siluriformes; Ictaluridae. The coding region runs from base 12 to 1304 and encodes 430 amino acids. Gene Ontology annotation, molecular function: triacylglycerol lipase activity. The transcript has 10 exons. Gene Ontology annotation, biological process: lipid homeostasis; triglyceride catabolic process.
GAGAAACAUGAAUGAGAAACAUGCUCACCUCAAAUAAUGAGUGGAAUAUUUCUUUUGCUGGUUGUGGAUUUUUGGGAAUUUAUUAUUUUGGAGUGUACAGUUCUCUGUUGGAACGGGCUCACCACAUAAUAAAAAAUACCAGUAAAAUUUGUGGUGCUUCAUCAGGAGCGCUGAUAGCAGCUAUGAUAGCAUGUCAAAUGUCACCAGCAAAGUGCUGUGAAAAUCUGAUGGCAAUAGCCAAAGAGGCUCGAAAAGGCACACUGAGCUCCAUGCAUCCCUCCUUUAAUCUGUUGAAGUUAACCAGACAGCUUCUGGUCCGAGAGCUGCCUGAUAAUGCUCACCUCCUUGCCAGUGGGAAACUGUGUGUUUCGCUAACACGUCUUUCAGAUGGGAAGAAUGUGCUGGUGUCUGAGUUCAACAGCAAGGACGAUCUCAUCCAGGCUUUGUUUUGUAGCUGUUUUUUCCCCUUGUACUGUGGAGUGGUGCCACCUAGUUAUCAUGGCACUCGCUAUAUAGAUGGUGCUUUGAGUGAUAGUGCUCCAUAUUCCAGUCUGAAGAAUACCAUCUCUGUCUCGCCCUUCUCUGGUGAAAGUGACAUCUGUCCAUAUGACAACCCAGUCUACUGUCAAGAAGUGAGACAUUGCAAUAUGAGCCUUAACGUCAACUUGGCUAACGUGCACCGUGUUAUCCAAGCAUUUUUCCCACCAGAACCUGAGGUUAUGGCAGAGAUUUGUCACAACGGAUACAAAGAUGCGCUCAUGUUUCUGAAGGAAAAUGAUCUCUUAGAAAAGGACUCAUUUAUGACUGAACUUAUAAUAAAUCACAGACAGGAUAACUGUCCCUGGUUCAAUACACACAACUACACAUGGCAAGAUGGUCCCAGAGAACCCAGACGAUCUGGAUCAAUGCAUGGACAGAGCUGUGUGCUGGAUGAACAGGAGAUUAACCUGCUGCCUGUGUCCAUCCAAAAAGUCUUAUGUGAAGCUAGUAUGAAGAAACAUAGAUGGAUGAGUGAACUGUUUGCAGUGAAGUUGGUCACAUCCAUACUGAUGGUGUGUAUUUUGCCUGUAGAGGUCAUCUACUCCAUGCUGCUAAGAUCUGCUGGCUGUGUGUUGGAGAUGGUGUCUGAUCUUUUGUGGCUGUGGGAAGUCACCUCGCAGAUGAAAGCAUUAGUGUGGAUGAAACUGUCCUGUAAAAGGUUUUCACACGGCACAUUCCACAAGCAAAUAAGAAAUUGUACAGGUGUAGAAAAGCUAAAUGAUGUGCAUGUGUCAAACAUCUGUAAAAUGGCUGCUCUGAAUUAAUUGUGUGUUGUUUUUUUUUUUGUUUUUUUUUUUUAGCAUACCACCACUGAAGGUUUCAACUCUACAUCCUUAGUCUAUCUAACCAGGUCAUGGGCAUUCCAGUCUCAUCAAUGUCCACACCUGUUCCUGCUCAGGCUAAUUUUGUAACUUUUCUUUCACAUUUUUUGGAUCAUGUGUGACAAUGCAAAUGUACUAGAAAAGGAACAACAACAAAAAAAGAAACAUUUACAAAUGUACACCUGGAUUCUUGUUACUAGAGAGUUUUUUUCCAUAGUAAGGUAAUUGUAAUGACAAAUAAAGGAAUAAUUGUUCUACAGAAUAUUACACUUGAAUAAGUUACACAUGCUACUCCUGAGAUACCAGUGAUCCUGACCCGUUCUGCUCUCCGGAUCUACCUGAUCCAUUCUGAUGCCCUACUUCUGGUUGGCGUUCUCAUCACUUGGAAAUCACUCACUGUUGCUGAGGAUGGCCCCACAUGGACAUCCUAAAGAUACAGGUGCAUCUCAAAAAAUUUUAAUAUCGUGGAAAAGUUCAUUUUUUCCAUUAUUUAAUUCAAAAAGGGGAACUUUCAUAUAUUCUGCAUUCAUUACACAUAAAAGGAAAUAUUUCAAUCAAAAAUCCAGUAUCUCAAAAUGUUAGAAUAAUAUUGAAUUGAAUUUAAAUUGAAUAAAAUUUUAAUAUAGGGAAAAUGUAAUGUUUACAAUAAGAGUAACAAAAUAGCACCAAGAGUGUUUUAUAUAAACAGUAAAACCACAGUAAAUCAAAGCUUUAAAAUUCACACAGUACCAUGUGUCAUUAAAACUGUGUUUUACAGUACUUGAGAAGGCGGUGUGACCGUUUUUGACACUUGAAUUUGUAAUUUCAUGUCAGAGGAAACAACUACUCCACAAAUACCAAUAAAUACCACCAGUAGUCACAUGAUUGUAUCAGUAUAAUCUUUUAGAACUACACCUUGAAGGAUUAUGGUGAUGUCUUUGCUUUGAUUAAAAAUAUUUUAAUGAUUUCACCUAUGCUCAUCAAUAUGUGUAACUAAUAUUUGGCUAUGUUAAUAAAGUAGAAUCAAUAUGUAUAACCAACAUUUACAAUUAUUACUUAGAAGCAUAAUCUAAUAAUCAAUAUUAGUUAACAAGCAUAAUCUAUAUCUAUAAUCAAUAUUUAGAAGCAUAAUUUAAAACCAUAGAACACUUUUUAAUCAAGUUACAGUCUAAGUGUGUACUGAGUUAGAGGAACUCUGUGUCUUACUGCACAGUAAUUGUUUUUCUGUGUCAUCCUGUACCUUUCUGCACAGCAAUACAUUGGCAUUAGACAUUCACUGAAACUGCUUUGAAGCUUGCAAACCAGUAUCAGGCUGAGGUAAGGCCUAAAGUAUCAGGCUGGGAUGAAAGCCAGAAAAUCAUUAAGGUAGGAAGUGAAUUGGGUGAGAGCCAGAGAUUCAUUAAGGUGUAGACUUGAAUUUGGGACAGAGCAAAAAAAAACAACCUUGUCCUUAUAAAACCUUUCUAAAAAAGAAACUAACUGCGCAUGCUCCAUAAAUCUAAAAUAUCAUAUAGACAUGAAAAAUUGAUUGUGACGAAGAAGACUGUUCUGUUUUUAAUGAGAAAAGUUAAAACCCCGCCUAAGAUGAGUCCGCUGUGCAGAAAGGUAUAUAUAUAUAUAUUUUAAAAAAAGGCUUGUGUGUGUUUGCAUAUUUUAGACUUUCUGCAGAGUCUCACUUUAUUGUUUCAGUAAAGUUUGAUCACUUUUUGGCAUCUACAAACCCUCUGUCUCUGAAGUUUUUUUUAAACUUAGGCUGGAAAGAUUGUCUCCACAACAUUUUGAGGGCUGAAAAGUGCUUCUUCUAGCUGGAGACCCCUGUAAUUUCUUCAGAUACAACUCGCAUACCAGUCUCUGCCUCCAAAGCCUCAGAGAAAAUACGUCCCAAACACAUACGUGGUUCCUAAAGAGAAUAAGCGUUGCGCUUCAAGAUGUGUGGCGACAGGCCAGCGGCUGACAUCACGGAGUUGGUGGAUGUUAGAGACCUUGUUCUCCUCCACCUUCCAUUUGAGGAUGCCCCACAGAUGCUCAAUAUGGUUUAGGUCUGGAGACAUGCUUGGCUAGUCAAUCACCUUCACCCUCAGCUUCUUUAGCAAGGCAAUGGUCGUUAUCAUGCUGGAAUACUGCCCUGCAGCCCAGUCUCCAAAGGGAGGGGAUCAUGCUCUGCUUCAGUAUGUCACAGUACAUGUUGGCAUUCAUGGUUCCCUCAGUGAACUGUAGCUCCCCAGUGCCGGCAGCACUCAUGCAGCAACAGACCAUGACACUCCCACCACCAUGCUUGACUGUAGGCAAGACACACUUGUCUUUGUACUCCUCACCUGGUUGCCGCCACACACGCUUGACACCAUCUGAACCAAGUAAGUUUAUCUUGGUCUCAUCAGAGCACAGGACAUGGUUCCAGUAAUCCAUGUCCUUACUCUGCUUGUCUUCAGCAAACUGUUUGCGGGCUUUCUUGUGUAUCAUCUUUAGAAGAGUCUUCCUUCUGGGACGACAGCCAUGCAGACCAAUUUGAUGCAGUGUGUGGCGUAUGGUCUGAGCACUGACAGGCUGACCCCCCACCCCUUCAACCUCUGCAGCAAUGCUGGCAGCACUCAUACAUCUAUUUCCCAAAGACAACCUCUGGAUAUGACGCUGAGCACGUGCACUCAACUUCUUUGGUCGACCAUGGCGAGGCCUGUUCUGAGUGGAAUCAUCUGCAUUUAAUAAAAAUUAUUUUUUGUGUGUGUAAUUUAAUUAUUUACAGCCAAGCCUCAGAGAAAAUACGUCCCAAACACAUAUGCGGUGUCUACAGAGAAGAAGCGUGUUAUGCUUCUUCUAAGUUGGGAAAUCCGAUAUGAUUUGGCAAACUUCAUUCCUGCAAAAGUAACCUAUAUGUAACAUGACAUAAGGAAAUGACUUUAACGUCCAUGUCACAUUCAUUUUUAAGGUUUUUAUUUAUUAAUGCAUGUUCUCACUGUUCUGCGAGUUGUAUGAUUGAAAUGAAUUUCACAUUGAUCUGUGUUUAUGAAAUAAAUGUUGAUGUUUAUGGCUUA